Molecule: messenger RNA, 1720 nt
Organism: Gossypium arboreum
Lineage: Eukaryota; Viridiplantae; Streptophyta; Magnoliopsida; Malvales; Malvaceae
Exons: 3
Coding region: 396-1436 (346 amino acids)
Molecular function (GO): protein binding
Source: RefSeq, a predicted model, not a curated record
GCUCUUUUUAUUAUUAGCAUGAAAAGGUUGACAAAAUAAUUAAACAUUAUGUAUAAUUAAAGUGUUACUGCAUUAUCAUAUCAAACUACAUGAAUGGUUAAGAAAACUGCAAAUCUAUAAGGAUUAGAUUGAAAAUUUAUGGAGGUUGAAGGGGGCAUAUAUAAAUUUUUAUUACUUUCAAAUUAAAAUAUAGGGUUAAUUCGAAACUUUUAAAACUUUUUCGGUGGCAAAUGCAUUUUUUAUCUCUUUUUUUUUUUUUCCAAAAACUUGUGAAAGAUUGGGAGAGUUGCAACAUAGAAGAUCGAGCACCCAAGACAAGAUUUACAGGAUCUGCUAGACACUGGUUCUAAGUGUUUGUUGAUAAAAACUCCAAUUCAGAAAGAGUUAGCUGAGGAAUGGACGUGGCUCAUUGCUAUUUAGAAGGCAAUGCUGAUGCCGUAGAGUUUUGCCCCCACGAUGGGUACCAACAUGUAUUGGCGGCUUCAACGUACACCCUGAAAGAAGGUGAGCAACCAAUCCGAGCUGGUAGCAUUUCAUUAUUCGAUGUUAAUGCCGAAAAGGGUAAUCUCGAGUUGUUUCAUCGCGAGCACACUGCUGGGAUUUUUGAUAUUAAGUGGAGCACAGUUGGAAGCAAUGUGGGUCCUCUCCUUGCUCAAGCUGAUGCUGAUGGGUACUUGAGAAUCUAUAGUUUAGAGGGUUGCUGUAAUGAAGAGAAACCUAGAGGAGGCUUUCUUAAUGAAGUGUGUGGUGAAAAAAUCAGCUCCUCCAUGUGUCUUUUCCUGGAUUGGAACCCAACAGCCACAUCUAUCUCAGUCGGACUUUCUGAUGGUUCUGUUUCAAUAACUACACUUGCAGAGUCCAAAAUAGAAAAAUUACAAGAGUGGAAGGCACAUGAUUUUGAGCUUUGGACAAGUUGCUUUGACAUUCACCAACCACAAUUAGUAUAUACAGGAUCGGAUGACUGCAAAUUCAAGUGUUGGGAUAUGCGGGAUAAUCCAUCCAGGAUGGUUUUCCAGAAUUCCAAGGUGCAUAAGAUGGGAGUUUGUUGCAUUGCCAAGAGCCCCACCGACCCAAAUACCAUACUUACAGGUAGCUAUGAUGAAUACUUGAGGGUAUGGGAUCUAAGGUGCAUCUCAAGACCAGUGAAUGAAACUUCAGUUUGUCUUGGAGGAGGAGUUUGGAGAAUCAAGCACCAUCCUUUUGUGUCAGGUUUGGUCUUAGCAGCGUGUAUGCAUAACGGAUUUGCAAUCGUCAAGAUUGGAGAUGAGAAACCGGAAGUUUUUGAAGCUUACAGUCAGCAUGGCUCACUUGCAUACGGGGCAGAUUGGCAGCGAGCAAAGUUAUUACCAGGAGGCAGUACUAUUGUGGCUACUUGCUCAUUUUACGACCGGCUUCUUCGCGUAUGGAGGCCAAAAAGUGAUUUUUGCUGCAUUUAACCACGUCUCGUUAUCUGAGUUCACACACUAGGAACCAAUUAUGUUGGUUUAGGAAAUAUUAUUUUUCAAACUAAGAUAUGUAUUGCCUACAUACGAUCAUAUCUUUCUUCCUUCCAACCAAGUAUGACAAGUCGUUUUGCCCAUAUAUAUGCUAUUAUUCAUGGGACUUAUGAGUUAUGUGGCUUCAAACUUCAAACAUCUGCAGUUAAAAACAAGAAUUUCUGAAUGUCAUCGGAACUUGACUUACUUGCUAGUUUGAAUUUAACGAGCAAUAAUUGAACAAA